CUUAUUUGAGAUUUUGCAGCUCACACAACAGUCAUCAAUUUUUCUUCUCCGACUCGUGGUCACAUCUGGACAGGAUACGAAGCCGGAUCUGAUAACUCAUCGGGAGGUGUUGUCUUCGUCAGGGGAUGACAGUUCGUCACGUCCAACUGAUUACUAACGUUGUAGAAAGACAAGUAUUACUAAAAUUCCAGCAACCAAAAUACCGGUUGUUUACAAGUAUUCAAAUCAGGUUGCAAUCAAGCAAGAACCUGCAAGCUUCGAGUAAACAAACUGCACCUGCUGAAUCCCAAAACAGGCAUAUGCCAAGAACACUCAAGAAGAAAUUUGAAAGAAGAAACAUGCCCGAGACUCAGGCACAAAAACGGAAGGAGUUGACUCCUCUCCCAGAGUUUAUCCAACAUCGCAUCAAGUUGUGGGACAAAUUCAAGGAAGAGUAUAAGCAAGGUUUGGCUGCUAAAACUCCAGAGAAGAUCGGUGUAACCUUGCCUGAUGGAAAGGAGGUUGAAGGUCAAUCUUGGCGAACCACGCCAUAUGAAAUCGCACAAGGAAUCAGCCCUGGAUUGGCGGACGCUGCAGUUAUUUCGAAAGUGGAUGGGGAGCUGUGGGAUCUCGAUAGACCUUUGGAAGCAUCUUGUAAACUUCAGUUGCUAAAGUUUGACGAUGAAGAAGCCCAGGCAGUAUUUUGGCAUUCAUCUGCUCACAUUUUGGGAGAGGCAAUGGAGAAGAUUUAUGGUGGAUGCUUAUGUUAUGGACCACCAAUUCAAGACGGAUUUUACUAUGAUAUGUACAUUGAAAACGAUCAGGUUUCUAAUCAAGAUUUUGGAGCUCUAGAAACCUCAAUUAAAUCCAUCGUGAAGGAAAAGCAACCAUUUGAACGCUUGGAGCUUACUAAAGAACAGUUGCUAGAAAUGUUUGGCUACAAUCUAUUUAAAGUCCGAAUCUUGAACGAGAAAGUUGACACUCCAACCACUACCGUUUAUCGGUGUGGACCAUUGAUUGACUUAUGCCGUGGACCUCAUGUACGCCAUACUGGCAAAGUGAAAGCACUUGCGCUCACCAAGAACUCUGCUACUUAUUGGGAGGGCAAGUCAGAUGCAGAAUCCCUUCAACGUAUUUACGGAAUAUCAUUCCCAGAUCCAAAGCAACUGAAAGAGUGGAAAAUUAUUCAAGAAGAAGCCGCAAAGCGAGAUCAUCGUAAAUUGGGAAAAGAACAAGAACUUUUCUUUUUUCAUGAACUUUCUCCUGGCUCAUGCUUUUUCCUACCAAAAGGGGCUCAUAUCUACAACGAGCUCAUAACCCUCAUCAAAGGAGAAUAUCGCAAGCGUGGAUUUAAUGAAGUUGUCAGUCCAAAUAUUUAUAACUCAAAGCUCUGGCAAACUUCGGGACAUUGGCAACACUAUGCAGAAAACAUGUUUGCUAUUGAAAUCGAAAAGGAAACUUUCGCCUUGAAGCCAAUGAAUUGCCCUGGGCACUGUUUAAUGUUUUCCCACCGUCCCAGAAGUUGGAGGGAGUUGCCGCUUCGUUUAGCAGAUUUUGGAGUUUUGCACCGAAAUGAGCUAUCUGGAGCCCUUAGUGGGUUAACUCGCGUUCGUCGAUUUCAACAGGAUGAUGCACACAUUUUUUGUUUGCCAGAUCAGAUUGGUCAGGAAAUUGAUGGAGCUUUGGACUUUUUGAACCACAUUUACGGGAUCUUUGGAUUCACUUUCGAUUUGAAGCUGUCUACUCGGCCAGAGAAAUAUUUGGGUGAUAUCGAGAUAUGGAAUCAGGCUGAAAAAUCUUUAGCUGAUAGUUUGAAUCGUUUCUGUGAAAAGUCGAGUAGAAAAUGGAGUGAAAAUCCAGGAGAUGGAGCAUUCUAUGGUCCUAAGAUUGACAUAACUAUUCAAGAUGCCUUGAGAAGAAAUCAUCAAUGCGCAACCAUUCAGCUCGACUUUCAACUACCCAUCCGAUUUGACCUGAAUUAUAUUGCUGAUGACGGAGGAAAGCACAAACCAGUUAUUAUCCAUAGAGCCAUUUUGGGAUCAGUUGAAAGGAUGGUUGCUAUUCUUACCGAAUCAUGUGCAGGAAAAUGGCCAUUUUGGCUCUCUCCUCGUCAAGUCUGCGUCGUUCCUGUUGGACCAGCCGUGAAUGACUACGCUGCGGAAAUACAUAAAAAGUUUUUUGAUGCAGGAUUCCAAUCAGAAGUGGAUUUGGAUCAGGGAGAUACACUUAACAAAAAAAUUCGGAAUGCACAACUUGCUCAGUUCAAUUUCAUUCUAGUGUUGGGCGAACGAGAAAAGGCAGCGGGCACUGUUAAUGUACGCACUCGGGACAACAAAGUACUCGGAGAGCAGUCAGUACCGGACUUAAUUGCCCGAUUUAAGGAGUUAACUGAAACGAAAACUUUAAAUAGCGAAGACGCAUUCUAGAUUAAUAUUGAAUUCCUACACAUGCACAAGUUUGGUAUUUGUAGCUGAUGGCUUUUAUUUACAACCAAACAACCAACUCCUAGUAUUUAUUAUUAAUUACUACACUGUUAUUUAGUAUUUGAUAAAAUUUGCCUCUAUGUAAAAUUUGUUUGUAAAAUUCUCUACAAAAAUAGGACAAGUACGAUAUUUCAAUAAUAAUGCAUAGCCAAUUAUAAAA
Messenger RNA from Folsomia candida, 2622 nucleotides. It is a transcript of the gene ThrRS, whose product is annotated as threonine--tRNA ligase 1, cytoplasmic. The transcript has 8 exons. Gene Ontology annotation, biological process: threonyl-tRNA aminoacylation. The record is from RefSeq and is a predicted model, not a curated record. Gene Ontology annotation, molecular function: ATP binding; threonine-tRNA ligase activity. NCBI's taxonomy places the organism in Eukaryota, Metazoa, Arthropoda, Collembola, Entomobryomorpha, Isotomidae. Gene Ontology annotation, cellular component: cytoplasm. Bases 126 to 2405 code for a protein of 759 amino acids.